AUGUCCGCGGUUGAUACAAACGAAGUCACUGAUGCUCUUGAGAAGCUCAACGUCUCAGAGCAAGUUGAGUCUCCUGCUGCCGAGACUCCAGCCACUGAGGGUGAGGAGACUACCGAAUCAUCCGGUUCGGCAGAGGAGAUGACUUCUCUUUACGUUGGAGAACUUGACCCAGAGGUCACCGAGGCCGAUCUCUACGAGUUCUUCAGUCAGGCUGGUCAAGUCUCUUCUAUCCGUGUUUGUCGUGAUGCCAUUACCAAGAGAUCGCUUGGUUACGGUUACGUCAACUACCAGGGUUCCAAGGAUGCCGAGCGUGCUCUUGAUGAGUUGAACUACCACCCAAUCAAGAACCGUGCUUGUCGUAUCAUGCUUUCGCAGAGAGACCCAUCUUUGCGUCGUUCCGGUGCAGGAAACAUUUUUAUCAAGAACUUGCACCCGGAUAUCGACAACAAGACUUUGCACGACACCUUCUCUGUCUUCGGCACUAUCUUGUCUUGUAAGGUUGUGACCGACGAGUUUGGUUCAUCCAAGGGUUACGGUUUCGUUCACUUCAGAUCUGACGAGGCUGCCAAGGCCGCCAUUGAGGGUGUCAACGGUAUGCUCUUGAACGACCGUCAAGUCUACGUUGGUCCAUACCAGCCAAGAGAGGAGCGUGCUUCCAAGAUGGACGAGUUUGUUCAGAAGUUCACCAACGUGUUCGUCAAGAACCUGGACUCUUCCGUUGACGACGCUCAGUUGGAGGAGCUCUUCAAGCCUUACGGUGAGCUCACUUCCAUCCAUCUCGAGAAGGAUGCUGAAGGUAACUCCCGCGGCUUUGGUUUCGUCAACUUUGCCAACCACGAGGAUGCCACCAAGGCUGUUGAGGAAUUGAACGACAAAGAGAUCAACGGUAAGAACAUCUACGUCGGUCGUGCCCAAAAGAAGAAGGAGAGACUCGAGGAGCUCAAGAAGCAAUACGAGGCUCUUAGACAGGAGAAGCUCAACAAGUACCAGGGUGUUAACCUGUUCGUGAAGAACCUCGAAGACACCAUCGAUGACGAGAAGCUGAGAGAGGAGUUUGCUCAAUUCGGUACCAUUACCUCCGCCAAGGUGAUGACCGACAACAACGGAAAGUCCAAGGGUUUUGGUUUCGUGUGUUUCUCUGAGCCAGAAGAAGCCACAAAGGCCAUCAGUGAAAUGCACCAGUUCAUGGUUGCCGGUAAGCCACUGUAUGUUGCUUUGGCUCAAAAGAAGGAGGUUAGACGCUCGCAGUUGACCCAACAGGUCCAGGCCAGAAACCAACUCAGAAUGCAGCAGACUGCUGCCGGUGGAAUGGGUCAAUUCGUUGCUCCAAUCUUCUACGGCCAACAGCCAGGUUUCCUGCCUCCAGGAGCCAGAGGAGGUGCUGCUCCAUUCCCAGGCCAGAACCCACAGCUUUUGAUGCAACAGGGCAUCCCAAGACCCGGUCAAGGAUUCCCAAUGCAACAGCAGUUCCGUGUUGGUCCUAACGGCCAGCCAAUCGCCAUGAUGGUGCCUCAAGGAUUCAACGAGUACCAGAACGGCAGAGGUCCACAACAGAGAUUCUACGCCAACAACCGUGGCCAGAACAAGGGCAGACCACAACAGCCACAGCAGCCACAGCAGGGUGAACCAGCCUCUUUGGCCGCCAUCUUGCCCCAAGUCCCAGUUGAACAGCAGAAGCGUAUGUUGGGUGAAGUCAUCUACCAGAAGGUUGCCGCUACCGGAAAGGCCGAUGAGGAUGCCGCUGGUAAAAUCACCGGUAUGAUUUUAGACAUGGACAACCAGGAGAUCUUGGGUCUGUUGGAGGACGACGAGGCUUUCGACGUUCAGUUCAACGAGGCCUUGGCCGCUUAUGAGGACUACAAGAACAAGGAGGCUGAGAGAGCUUAA
Kuraishia capsulata CBS 1993 is the source of this 1887-nucleotide messenger RNA. RefSeq lists its product as uncharacterized. The record is from RefSeq and is a predicted model, not a curated record. Gene Ontology annotation, cellular component: ribonucleoprotein complex; cytosol; nucleus. The coding region runs from base 1 to 1887 and encodes 628 amino acids. Gene Ontology annotation, molecular function: poly(A) binding; poly(U) RNA binding; mRNA 3'-UTR binding. The transcript has a single exon. NCBI's taxonomy places the organism in Eukaryota, Fungi, Ascomycota, Pichiomycetes, Pichiales, Pichiaceae.